UCCCCACUGUGCGCCCCCUCCCAGGAAUCCACCAUGGAGAGUAAGGAUGAGGCCAGUGACACAGACAGCGGUGUCAUCCUGCAGUCUGGACCCGACAGCCCGGUGUCCCCGCUGAAGGAGAUGAAGGAGCUGACCUACGCUGUGCGCAAGCAGCAGCGGGCCCUGGAGGAGCGCCUGGAGGCCUGCCUGGAGGAACUGCGGAGGCUCUGCCUGCGGGAGGCGGAGCUGACGGGCGUCCUGCCAGCCGAGUACCCCCUCAAACCAGGGGAGAAGGCCCCCAAGGUGCGCCGCAGGGUCGGAGCAGCGUAUAAGCUGGACGAGCAGGCCUUGCACGGAGAGGACCCCCUGAGCAGCCUGGAGCAGGAGCUGGCCCUGCAGCUGCAGAUCGCAGAGGCCUCGAGGCGCCUGAGCCGCGAGGAGAAGCUGAGCCGCCAGGCCCGGCGGCAGCGGAAGCACGCCAUGCUGCGGGAGGAGGAGAAGCUGCGGGCGCUGGAGCGCUGCCUGGGCGAGCAGCGGCGCCACCGAAGCUCCCUCCCCACCGCCGGCCUGCCCCUGGGCCGAGAUCUCAGUGCCUCCGAUGACAGCUCCCUGUCCGAUGGGCUGCUCCUGGAGGAAGAGGAAGCCCAGGUGCCCAAGCCUGGCCCAGGGUCCUCGCCCCCGAGCCUGGAGGGGCUGCAGCCCGCAGCACCUGAGACAGGGGUCCUGGACCGGGCCCCCAUCCAGAACGGCCCCUGGAAGGAGACCAGCCUGGACCAGCCCUACGAGAAGCCCGGGAAGACUUCUGACCCCAGUAGCGAGUCUAGCAGCCCAGCCACUACGCCGCAGGACGGGCCCAGCCCCUCCAGCCCCUGGCUGCUGGAGCCUGCCUCCUACCAUGUGGUCCCCACCUGCAGCAUCCCUGGCCCGCGGCAGGGACGGACCAGCGCCCCCACUACCCCCGACAUGCAGGGCAGGAGGGGCCAGUCGCAGUCUCUGAGGAUGGACUCCUUCCGGGCAGGUCCCCGCCGACGCCCCACACACUACACGGUGACUGUGCCCAGCUCCUGCUGGCCCCCGAGUGGACCCCCGCGGCCGCCCCAUGCCCCCCCCUCCUGCUCCGAGGACAGUGGCUCCGACGGCUCCAGUGUGGCGGCCGUGACCCAGGAGCUGCAGUCCUGGCACGAGCGUGUCCGCCUGCGGAGCGCGCGCCCCCACUCGCUGGACCGCCAGGGGGCCUUCCGCGUGCGCAGCCUGCCACCCGGGCACACCCUGGGGCCCCGAGCCCAGGUGCCCACGGUGUGUGUGCUCCGCAGAUCGCCCGAGGGGGCCCCUGUGCAAGUCUUCGUACCUGAGAACGGAGAGAUCAUCAGCCAGGUGUAGCUACGGCCAGGUGUGCCCUGUGCUCCACGUGCUGUUCCUGGCGGGGCUGAGAUCCCUACCUCCUGUGCCUUCUGUAGCUCCCGUGUCCCCAUCGCGGGUCGAUGACCUGGAGCUGAGACUUUUUUUUUAACACCAGUUUUUGUUCAAAAGUCCUGAGGAUUUUUAUGUCACUUGUCCUCAAGACCCCUGUCACGUGGUGAUGCUUUAUUCCUUGGAGACUGGCCCCCUGGACCCGAGGCCUCAUUUGUCUGCCCGACAGUGUGUCUCCCUAUGCAAGAAAAGUGGGGGGACCCAGAGGCAGACGGGGCCACGGCAGGUCCCCAAAUGCUCGCCCUCUGAUUCUGAGGACAUCUGUGGAGAACAGCCUGGCCCUCCUGGCCCCUGUGGCUUGUGGACACCCCCCUCCCCUGUUUCCCAGCUCUCUGGGUACUGUGGGGUGCCAGGCUGGGGAGCCUCCCCCUCUCCAAUGUGCUCUGUGAUGCACACACCUAGUGAGGGGUACAGAACUGUCCCAGUGGAGGACUGCCUUCCUGGCCCCUGAAUCCCGUGCAGCGCCCCAGUCUCUGUUUGCUCUCGGGGCCUGCGGGCUCCCAGCAUCUCCUCACCUCUGACCCUUGAGUGUGAGGCUUCAUUGCAGCAUCAGGAGCCCCGGUGGGGGGCCAGCUCAACCUGUGACCACCGCCUCUGGGCAUUAUCGCGCUAAAAAUUAAUAUUACACAAGUAUGUUAGAGAGGCAGCACCUCUGUGGCAUGCUCUCGGGCCAGGCUGGGCCACAUCCUUCCACUCCCCACGCAGCCCUGCUUCCCCUCUGAGAAUGGACUUCCAUGCAACGGACAAGCCUUUAUUUUUACGAACGGGGGAGUGACCGUGAUGAAGGGUGUUGAUGGAUUGUCCAGCUGCGGAGAGCUGAGCAGGCCUGGAGCUGCUGGGCUGAUACCAUCAGGUGGUCCCUGGCCUAUCCCGAGGCCUCUGCUGCUGGGCGCGGUACCCAGGUGGGGAUCCUGCUUCAAGGAGACAGGCACUGAGCCGAGGCCUGGAGGGAACCGGGAACGCCAGGUUCUGAUUUUGCGCACGCAGACCCUUCUCUGCGUUCCCUGGACUUGGUCAGCGACUGCAAAUCCAGCUGAAGGCUCCAAGAAAUGGAUGCCUGGCCCGAAAGAGGCCCCGCUCUCCCCACUGGGCGGAGAGCGGUGUUGUAGGCCGCACAGGGGUGCGGCCGGCAGAGCCCAGGCCGCCCGGCGGAGGAAUCGGGGAGGGGCAGCACCUGCAUGUUCGAAUGUCCCACUUUGGAUGCUGUUCUUGUUUGGUUUGUCUCUGAGCCCCUCUCCCCAGGCCCGGCCAUCCCCCUCCCGGCGUCCUCGGGGGUGUGGAGCCAGGAGAGGGCCGAGCGCCCCACCCUUCCACACACACCCGAGCGUCCUUUAUGUUAACUUAUUGGUCCGUACGAUGCCCGGCCGUGUCCUCGGCUGUGGCGCUGCACCUGUGUGGGUUUUAGUGCCAAAUACGUCAAUAAAGUCUGGUUUUUGUGAUCAGCUGA
This is a messenger RNA of Miniopterus natalensis, 2896 nucleotides long. The record is from RefSeq and is a predicted model, not a curated record. NCBI's taxonomy places the organism in Eukaryota, Metazoa, Chordata, Mammalia, Chiroptera, Miniopteridae.